Molecule: messenger RNA, 1396 nt
Organism: Monascus purpureus
Lineage: Eukaryota; Fungi; Ascomycota; Eurotiomycetes; Eurotiales; Aspergillaceae
Source: the annotation of a GenBank genome assembly
GCGGAUAAUUUGGUUGUGUGGGAUUUUUGGGUUUUGGCGAGGCUGCCCGAUCGGGUAAAGCCGCUAGGGCUUAUAGAUGCCUGAUACCUCAGGCCUUAAGGUAUUAAGGCAGAAAGGUAUCAGGCAGUAACACAUGUAGGAUUUAAUCUUAAGAUUGAAACCGUCGAUUUCAGAGCAACCACUCCCACCGUCAUACCCCCCGCAGUCGCUGUAAUCGCCAAUUGACAUGGAUCUCGUCAAUCAUCUCGAAGGACGGCUUCUCUUCGCCGUUCCCAAGAAGGGAAGGCUACAACAGGCAACAUUAGAUCUCCUGUCCGGCUCUGAUAUUCAAUUCCGCCGUGAAACCCGUCUCGAUAUCGCCCUGGUUAAAAACCUCCCAAUCGCCUUAAUCUUCCUUCCGGCCGCAGACAUCCCCACCUUCAUCGGAGAGGGUCGAGUGGACAUUGGCAUCACAGGCCGCGAUCAGGUUGCAGAGCACGAUGUCACGCUCGGAGAUAACUCUGGGGUAGAGGAGAUCCUGGAUCUGGGAUUCGGCCGUUGCAAGCUGCAGGUGCAGGUCCCGGAGAAAGGCGAUAUGACGAAGGCGGAACAAUUGAUCGGUAAAAACGUGGUUACGAGCUUCACCUCUUUAACACAAGACUUCUUUGCCAAAUUGGAGGGCCACGGCGAUGUCACCAAGUUGCGCACAAAGGUCAAGUAUGUCAGCGGCAGUGUCGAGGCUGCUUGUGCGUUGGGUGUUGCGGAUGGUGUUGUCGACUUGGUUGAAUCCGGUGAAACCAUGAAAGCAGCUGGUCUCAAGGCCAUCGACACCGUUGUCGAAUCCACCGCAGUCCUGGUCAAGUCUAAGAACUCCAGCCAACCCCUCGUGGAUCUUAUCACAGCCCGUAUCCGUGGUGUCAUAACUGCCCAAAAAUACGUUCUAUGCCAGUACAAUAUCCCCCGUGGCGAGCUGUCUACAGCAUGCAAGAUUACGCCUGGGAAGCGUGCCCCUACCGUUACCUCCCUAGAUGCUGAUGGAUGGGUUGCCGUCAGCGCUAUGGUAGAGAAGAAGGCGAUUGCGACGGUUAUGGACGAAUUGAGCAAGGUCGGCGCCACGGAUAUCCUGGUUCUCAACAUUGCCAAUUCCCGAACCGAUUAGUUCAAGCAUCAUGGGCUUUCAUGAUUUGGGUACUUGUUUGGUUUUGUGCUCCAGGUCGGUUUUUCGAAGGGAAAGCAAAAAAAUCUAUAUUUAUUUGCCUUGUUUUGGUUGUAAAUCAUAAUAGACAAAAAUUCUGGAUGGAAUGAGGCAUGGAUCGUUAUGAAUGAUAGAGCAUAAUGGCAAUGUACUUUUAUAACAGCUACAAUAUGUACUGUGGCUACUUUUGCCAGAAAGACAGAAUAGAAAGUUGAAACUUGA